This is a messenger RNA of Hydractinia symbiolongicarpus, 1119 nucleotides long. RefSeq lists its product as uncharacterized. The record is from RefSeq and is a predicted model, not a curated record. Bases 1 to 1119 code for a protein of 372 amino acids. The transcript is spliced from 4 exons. Lineage: Eukaryota; Metazoa; Cnidaria; Hydrozoa; Anthoathecata; Hydractiniidae.
AUGAUAAAACUAAAAGAGUUUUACUUCAUCGAUACAAAUCACAAAAAUCUUCUGAACGGUACAGCGGCAAUUGAUUUAAGAUUGCUUAGCUUAAACGCGCCUGAGAUCAACAAACACGUAACUCCAAAAAAUACUCAAAAGCAGAUUAAUAAAAUAGAAAAAGCACCCGAGCAGGAGAAUAAAGUACCCAGUUUAAACCAGAAUAGUGCUGAAAAGAUAAACGCACCGCCCCUUAAGGCCGGUUUCCAUACAACUGCAUUUUGCGCCCAGUCAAACAUAGGCAAGUUUACAGAUUGUCAAGUAAAGUUACAUAUAGAUGAAAAAGCACCACCAGUCACUCAACCAGAACGCAGAAUUCCGAAUAGACAAAAAGUCAAGCAGACAGUGGCUAAACUUGAAUCCGUCGGAAUACUAGAAGAAGUGAAAGGGAAACCUACACCUUGGUUGAACCCUAUAGUAGAUAUUCGUGCAGCAAACAAGGCGAUUACGAGACUCGAUACCCCACACCAGUUAUUGACGAACCGAAAAGAGAAUCAUGCAAUACAGAAGGUUAAUUUUUGGGGCAAACAGUGUGCUGAAGAACUCCAACACGCCCUUCAAUCCAUCCUUAUGGACAUUGAAGAAACAGCAAAUAUAACUGACGACAUAUUGAUCUACGCCAAGACAACAAAAGACCAUGAUAACAUACUGGAAAAAGUCUUCAAAAGGUUAGCUGAAGAGGGACUAACCUUAAAUUUAAAGAUAUGUAUUACGAUAAAAAUAAGCUCGAGUAUUUUGGUUAUAUCUUCUCAGCUGAUGGCAUCAAACCGAGCCAAAAAAAACGUCAGCAUUAAAGAAUGCAAACCAUGCCUAACACAAAAAGAUGCGAAGUACGAAUGGAGUCCAGAGUGUGAAACCGCAUUCCAAACCCCGAAAACGUUACCGUCAGAAGAUUCAUGCAUUUCCUACUUCGACGAGAAUAAAGAAACAUUGAUUUAUUGUGAUGCCAGUCCAGUAGGCAUAUCCGCUUUUUUGUUACAGAGAACUAAAGGAAAAGCUGACACAAAAGUUGUAGGUUAUUCCUCCAGAUCGCUAAACAAAACAGAAAUGAGAUAUUCCCAAAUAGAAAGAAAACAUUAG